Molecule: messenger RNA, 4053 nt
Organism: Penicillium cinerascens
Lineage: Eukaryota; Fungi; Ascomycota; Eurotiomycetes; Eurotiales; Aspergillaceae
Product: GTPase-activating protein BEM3
Exons: 3
Coding region: 1-4053 (1350 amino acids)
Biological process (GO): regulation of GTPase activity; signal transduction
Cellular component (GO): cytoplasm
Source: RefSeq, a predicted model, not a curated record
AUGUCGCAGCCGCGAGGCAUGGAAGACGACUCGGGUCACACGGCCAGGAACAAAUCUGCCCAUCCGCCUUUGAAUAGCGGUCUCAUCCCCCGGGAUUAUCUCGCGCGAUCAGACAUGGCGCGCUCCGGAGCUGGCUCCCGCCAUAUCUCACCUUCGCCUCUACACACCAGCUCGCUCCCACAAUCCUUUCUUCACGAGGACUCGCCCUCUUCCUAUAGCCCGCUUUCGCCCAGGUCCAGUGCCAACGCGUCUCCUUCCCAGAAUCGGUCGCCUAUUUCCCGUAUGGUGAAUGCGCCAUUCCCCGUGCCUCCCUCCAGCUCGGCCCAUCCUGUCGCUCAAUCCUCGAACAUAUCGAAUACGGGGACGGCGGACAUGGCCAACAGGCCGGGUGACAAAAAUUCACCUAAGCCGCCAGGCGUGGCCGAGCCCGAUCGUUCCGCAUCAUCGUCUGUGAGCUCUAUUUUGUCUGCGCCCGGUGACCAUCCGACGCACCGCAUCAUGCCUCGCACUUCCUCUAUCGAUUCGGCCAUUUCAUCCUUAUCCUCCGCCUCUCAAAAAUCGACAUUCGAUGCCAAUGCUUUGAGUCCAGCGGAUAUCAGCAACCUCAUUAAUGCUGCUGGUUCCGCGGAGGCUGUCAUUGUUCACCUCCUGAGAGAGAAGCACCAAGCCGCCUCUCAAAACUCGCAACUCUGGAAGCUGGUUGAUAAACAACGCACCCUUAUACUGGGACUCAACAAAGACCUAGAAUGUGCUUUCAAGGAGAAAGAAAAGUAUAAGAAGAAGCUCAAAGAGUUCCAGGACACGGCACCUCCGCUAUCAACCACUGAUCUAUCCGUACCGCGAACCGCCCUGACCGAUGUCGAUCAUUCGGAUGUGGUGCCAGAGCUCGAGAACAAGAGCAAACCGCGUCGGAAUGAUCAGCCAUCCGUCGUCCCACCCUCUGCGACGCCCGGUAUUACCCUUGAAGGCAUAUCCGAUUUCGGUCCCGCAGCCGACGUCUCGUCCUCAGUCGCAGGCGAAACACAGCGACUACCACAGCCGAACCGCAAGCCACCCCCUGCACCGCUGAAUCUACGACCAGGUGACACUCUGCCAGGGCCUGCAGAACCGGACUCCGAAUCCGAUUAUGGCGAUACGCAGGAAGCAGAUGGACGGCCAAGCGUGGACCGUGGGAGAAGAAAGACGCGAGAAGAUGACGACCGAGACCGCGAGGUUGGCUUGCAAAAAGAAGUAGAUACCCAUGGCGCCGUUGGAGCUGCCACGUUUGAGACCACAUCUCAGAGCUCACCGGAUACUGCUACAUCUGCUAGUCCGGCGGCGAUCCCUCGUGAAUUUGCAACGAGAUCGCCGCCAGGUAUGAGCCAGUCUGGCUCCUUCGCCUCCAUUACGAAUUCUCGAGUUAAUCCCCCCACUUCAAAUGGACAUCAAAAUGUCACGAUGCCCAAGAGCCCCGGCCUUCCAUUGAGUCCAAGGCCUGAGGAUCGGCCCAUUGGCUCGCCCUUACCUCGGAUGCCCAGAGACAUGUCUGCGGGUUAUAAUCCCUCAGGACUGCCCAUUUCUCCGAGAGCUUCAAACUAUCCAGUUCCAUUUCAGCCUGGAGAUUAUCAACCUCUGACCGGGAGGCCUGGAGGCCCAAUUCCAUCAAUCGAUCCAACCGUCAAGGUAGACAGUCCAAGAUCACCCGGGUUUCCAGAAAGCAGUAUAUACCAGGGCUUAGUUUCAGAGGAAUACCCCGGGCUGCUUCUGCCCCCGAAUGCGCUCCCUUUGAUCCAAGUCAGGGUAUCUUCGUCACGGCUUCGACCUUCCAGAAAUAGCUACAUGGUAUCCAAGCCCCUGGACGAGGAACCUGUCUUUACACUCAGUGUUAUUUCUCGAUCUGAUAUGGUUGAGCUUUGGCGGGUCGAGAAGAUCAUUGCUUCCCUGCCUCAAUUGGACCAUCAAGUCAGACAACUCGCCUCAUUUUCCGGCAGGUUGCCCGAUCGCAGCAUCUUCAGUGGUCAUUCACCUGCCAAAGUGGAUGCCCGGCGUGCUGCGUUGAAUGCAUACUUUGACAGUCUCUUGGACACGCCUAUGGACGAGAAAGCUGCAGUGGUCAUUUGCCAGUUCCUCACAAAUGAUGCCAUUGAGCCUCGAGAUGAUGAGACGAGCUUGCUCAAAGGUCAUGGCCAAGUAAAGCCAGAUAUGCUUCGGGGCCCAGACGGGAAACCUCGAAAGGAGGGCUAUCUCACCAAGAGAGGUAAAAACUUCGGCGGCUGGAAAGCCCGAUACUUCGUUCUCCACGGACCCGAUCUGAAAUACUUUGAAUCUCCCGGUGGCCCUCACAUGGGUACUAUCAAGCUUCAUCAUGCACAGAUCGGCAAACAAUCACAGAAUCCCACUAGCCAGAGUCAGUCACCCCCAGGUGCUGAUGAGGACUCUGACAACCAGUAUCGGCAUGCUUUCCUUGUUCUAGAACCAAAGAAGAAGGAUUCAUCGGCGCUCGUCCGGCAUGUGCUUUGUGCGGAAAGUGACGAGGAGCGUGAUACAUGGGUUGAUGCCCUGAUGGCAUAUGUCGAGGCACCUUCCUCAGACAAUGAGAGCCGUGGCAACUCUUCUUCAAGGAGUCAACCCCAGAGUCAGUCAAAGCAUUCUUCCGGCACUACGCCAAAGCCCAAAUUGCUUCCCAACGAGGGGAGCAAGCGAUCUGGCAGAGGAGUUGAAAGCCCCGAUCAGGACGCCGGGGGAUCUGUCCAGGGUUUCAGCUUUGACGACACUGUUGCAGCUGAGCCUCCUAUACUGGGAUCGUCUCUCGAGCAGGCCCCUCGCUCCCCCCGUAUUCCGGCCGCUUUAUCGACAGACUUCCGAGAGCUGAACCAAAGCCCCGUCGAGCCACCGCAGUCUCCCAAGAUCAUCUCUGCGCCUACGAAUGGUGCAGUGAUUCAAGAUGUGGGAGCUUGGGGCAAUAAGCCCACAUCAACAAAGGAAAAGAAGCGCAGCAUCUGGGGAUUCCGCACACGAUCUUCCUUCGACCUUGCUUCGCAGGCCUCCGUCGAUGUGUCUACGGCGAAUAAUAACAUUCAAGCCGAGCGGAGAGAGCAUGUCAAGCCGGUCUUCGGCAUUCCAUUGGCUGAGGCUGUGCAGGAUUGUGGGCCCUACGGAAUCGAUGCGGAGCUACCGGCCGUCGUCUAUCGCUGCAUUGAAUAUCUUCAAGCAAAGGGCGCAGCAUCGGAGGAGGGUAUCUUCCGCUUGAGCGGCUCCAAUGUUGUGAUCAAGGCGCUGAAAGAACGUUUCAAUACAGAAGGAGACGUGGACUUCUUGGCUGGGGACCAGUAUUACGAUGUCCAUGCUGUGGCUUCUCUUUUCAAACAAUACCUCCGAGAACUCCCCACUACGGUGUUGACGCGGGAGCUUCAUCUGGAUUUCCUCCGUGUCCUCGAACUCGAUGAUCGGCAGAAUAAGAUCAUUGCCUUCAACUCCCUAGUUCACCGGUUACCGAGGCCAAACCUAGCAUUGCUGCGAGCACUGUCUCUUUUCUUGAUCGAGAUUGUCAGUAACUCUGAUGUGAACAAGAUGACGGUCAGGAACGUCGGCAUCGUCUUUGCUCCUACUCUCAACAUUCCGGCGCCGGUGUUCUCGAUGUUCCUUACCGACUUCGACAGCAUUUUCGGCGACGACUCCGGUUCCAGUCCAACAUCUGUGGAGCUGACCGUUGACCACAGUCUGUCACCGGGUGAUGUCCGUUCCCCACGUCAUCAAAUGUUUUCAGAUAUACCGACUCCCUCGUAUAACCAGACCUCAUUCCGAGGCUCGGACGAUGCGCCUACCGGCCUUGACCAUUCUCGUGCCCCCGAUGAAGCUGGUUUUGUUUCAAUGCAGCCCUCUUACGACCAGGCGGGUUACAAACAGGACAUGUAUAGUCAACCUGCUGGAGCCUCUGGUCCAUUCUCUUCUCUGAAUGGCAUGCUGUCUCCUAGUUCGGAUGAUUCUCGCGCAGCCAAGGCAAAGAGGCGAGAAAGCUCGAUGCUUUUCAUGGACCACACACCGGAAGACCUCUCCUUUCACCAAGGCAAAUAA